Molecule: messenger RNA, 2628 nt
Organism: Phytomonas sp. Hart1
Lineage: Eukaryota; Euglenozoa; Kinetoplastea; Trypanosomatida; Trypanosomatidae
Source: the annotation of a GenBank genome assembly
AUGUUUAUCCGAGAGGUAAAAUAUGGGCCGCGCUUGAGGCUAUCUAUAUGUCAUUUAAGUUCCGAAGAUGAUGCAUAUCCCGCGGCGUUUCUUCGUAGCCAAACAAAAUUUUCAUGUGGAUGGCAGUCAAGUAAAAAGUGUUCCUAUCCACAGGAACUUGGUUUCAGCUUUGAAGGACAAGUAUUUAUUAAUAGUGUUCGCUUACUAUUACAUGAAAGCAAAAUACCUUCUCUUGUGAAGGUAUGUAUAGCUGAUGCAACUGAAGCGGAAUUAAAGAACGGUGUGUGUGGUCCAUACGAGUCAGCUACGUUUAUUGAUCUUGGGCAAGUUCAUAUUAGCAGCAAUGAGGCCACCAAGCACAUGGCAAGGGAGCUCAAGGUAAUCGAUAUCCGACGCACAUGUACGUACUUGAAGCUUUUAUUUAUGCAGCCGUAUCUUAACGCAUACAAUUUAUUACAGAAAGUUGGACUCAUUGCUAUCACUGCGCAUGGCCAUGUAGUACAACACUUUAGCGAACAUCAGAAGGUCCAAGGCAAUUCAAGUUACAAACUCAUACCAGUUGGUGAAAUUUCUGAACUUCCCCUUGAAGAAAUGGCGCCUAUUUCGAUGGCAGAGUUUGGCAACAGUAGCUCCUCACUUUGCAGUGUUAGUGCAUCAAUUAAUUCACAACAACUUGAUGAGCUCAAGGCACUAAAGGCUCACGCGGUCGUAAAUGAAGAUUAUGACUUGGCAUCUGCUCUAAACACAAAACUAAAGGAAGAAUAUUCUGAUUUAUACAUGCAACACUUGAAACAAGAAAAAUCCAAGGCCGUUAAGUUAGAGGAUUAUCAACUUGCAAAGGAGCUUAAAACGAAAAUAGACGCAUUACAGCAUUUAAAUUCUCAGGCUUUGCCGCCUCCUCACCACAAUGUUCCUGAUAAUUACGGUGAUAAUUUUAAAAUUCAAUUUAGCAACCCUGGAAUCAAACAGGAUAAUGAUGGAGUUAAAUCUAAUGAUGGCAAAUCUAAUUCUAAUACUCCAGUCUUGGGACUGCAGCCCCUGAUGUCCUCUAAAGAAGUUGCUGCCGUUAAGGUCGUUUCUCAUGAUGACAUCGCUGUCGGGGGAAAGGGAUACUAUGAUUCACUAGAUAAGUGGGAUGAUGCAACCUGGCCUAUGGAUCCAACUAAGAACGGUGAUGACUGCGUGAACGCCAAUGAUGCAGUGGAAAAAGCUGGAAUACCCAUAGACGGCAAUGGUCAGUCGUGGGAAAAGACAUUUAAUAGAGUAAUUUCUAGUCUUUUGGUGGGCCAGCCAGCACCCACAUUUUUAUUAGGCGAAACAGCGGAAGAAGGGAAAAAGUACGAGGAUGAUUUGGGUGUUUAUGCAGUGGGAUGCCUUUUAUCACGUCGUGGUCAGUUACGUGAGUCUGCGCUGCGUGGGGUUUUGUCGGAGGAAGGCUAUAAUGCUCUUCAUUCUCAUACUAGCACUACAGUCGAAACGUUAUUAGCCUACAUGACGUCUAAGGGUCAUGGCAUGGAAGAUCCGUUUAGUGGAAUGUUCUUCAGAUCCUGUGAAUUUUUUCAAAAGUGGAUUGAUGGUGCGCUCAAAGAAUCACCACCCGUAUCACAGCUGAGCACGGUAGUGUCCAAAUUGUUGCAAGGGUUAGUUAUCCGUCUUGGCGACACAAAUAGUAAAAUACGCGAAACAGCUGAGAACGCUAUCAUAUCGUUUGCGCGGUUACCCUACGGGCCGGAAAAAAUCAUAUCAUUGCUGAUUCCCUCAAAUAAAGAAUCUAAAAAGAUGUCCAACUCUCGCACUUUCUUGUCACGCAUUAAAUUACUAUCUCGCUUUUUGGAUGACUACGGUAUUGAUUCAGAUUUGGAUCCACAUGCACUCGAUUCUCAAACCUUAGUAUCUCAUGUAGUUCUCCCUAGCUUGCAGAAUUCCAGUGGUGAUAUAAGAGAUGCGGGAAUACAAAUGUUCACCAAGCUCAUUAUCCUAGAUGGAGCUACAUGUAUACCUUAUUUUAAUACCAUCAAGCCAGCGCAGCAGGCACUACUUAAACAGCAUCUUAAGGCUAUGAAUAACCCCAUAGUCUUUGAUCAGCCUCGAAGUGUUCCAGAUAAUAAGUUCGACCCUAUUUCUACCAAAGUAAGUCCACCAACGUCGGAUGGGAGGAAAGGAGACAUAACACCGAAUAGGGUGGAUAAUAAAUCAUUGUUGCAAAGUCUCAAAGUGGAAACUUCCACAACAGAGACCGAGUUUGUCUUGACUCACACGUGCCAAUUUUGCGGAGUAUUCAAUCCUGAUUUCAGUGAAGAAAAGCUAGAUAUUCAUUACGUAUACUAUUGUCCUAUGUUGUGCCCAUGCCCACUUUGUGAUCAGGUGACGGAAAUAUGCACAUUACAGGAGCAUCUAGUAACUGAAUGUGAAGGGCGGCGCUUUGUACGUAAGUGUCCCCGGUGCCGUGAAGCUGUGCGUUCUGACGACUUCAAAAAUCAUCUAGCAACAAAGAGUUGUAUUGAGGCCCUUAGCACGCAUAGUGUGUGUCCUUUGUGUCACAAGCGGUUUCCAAAUAGCAUAAGCGAAUGGCGGAGACAUUUGGCGAGCACACCUGGAUGUCCUAACAACCCUCGGAAGUACGACUAA